This is a messenger RNA of Aphis gossypii (cotton aphid), 1258 nucleotides long. RefSeq lists its product as uncharacterized. The record is from RefSeq and is a predicted model, not a curated record. Bases 291 to 953 code for a protein of 220 amino acids. The transcript has a single exon. Lineage: Eukaryota; Metazoa; Arthropoda; Insecta; Hemiptera; Aphididae.
AUGGGGUUAAGGAAAAGCUACUAGGUGACACACCAGAUAGGCUAGCCCUAAGUAAUAUGCCGCCCUUACUAAAAGAACAAUAAAAUGUAUAAAUUAAAUAUAUAGAUAUUUAGAUAUAAUAAGGAAUAAUAUUAAUAAUAUAAUAUAACUUAAAAGUAAUAAUAUAAGUUAUUAACAAUCACAUAAAUGUAUAAGUAUGUACUAAAUGUAAAAAAAAAAUAAAUAUGAAAAUACAAUCACUAAUACAAAAUGUUUAAUUAUACAGAAAAGAGACACAUAAAUUCAUAAUUAUGGACUUCGAGUUCUCAAUGGUGAACAAGACAAGCAUGGUUGUCAUCUCCGGAGCUAUAUCCAAUAGCUUAGACCGAUUUAAGAUUAGGAAACUGGAGGGACGACCUCUUUUGCUACCACUUAACGAAGAAGCUCGACCUAUGGGUGAGACGGAGCUUCAGGUGGCAAUAAGAGAGAUAAAAAGAGUGUUCAGAGUAAAAACUGAUCUGAGAGAUGCUUGUCUGGACCAAAUGAAGCAGAGUUUGAGUUCGACGAAAAAUAACUUAACACGAGGAUAUAUUGACAGUUAUAUACGUAGAGGUAAUAAGGAGAAUGUGAUAGUAGUGUGGAACGGACAUUCGGACAAAAACAUUUUAAAAAGAUUAGAUUUAGACCAUUAUCCUAUGUUAAACAUAACGUGUUACGAUAAGUAUUUUAAUAAAAAUUUCUAUAUUCAGUUUGAAAAAUUAGGCAAUAAAGAAAUAAUUUUCGAAGUAGAUAUCGGUACAUAUAAUAAAACAGGAAGGCUACUUAAUUUAGUAGAGACCCAUGAUAUAAUAUGUAAAAAGAAACACCAUACUACGUAUGCGCAUGAUCCGAGAAUGGAUGUCAAGUAUACUAAAUGUAUAUUUGAUUAUGUGAUACGGAAACAGCGAUAUGAAAAUCUAAUAAAACAUUUCUAAAAAAAUAUAUAAACAAUAACAAUAAAAGUAGUAAUAAAACAAAAACAACGGUUACAUUAAUAAUCAAAAUACGAACGUAAAAUUUCUUUUUCAGAAAUUCAUAAUUCUAUAAAUUACAAAUCAACUCUACGAAAUAAAUAAUAACCAAUAAUGGAUAGAAUGGAGCAAUUAGCUUCGGCAAUAUCGUUUAACAUAGAAACGCAAUUUCAUAUUAAUCCAACACAGGGAGAAUGGCAUAAUUACACAGCUUGUUUUGAUUUUCAUAUAGUUACCGCUAAUGAAAAUAUACUCGUACCUUACGAGGA